Effrenium voratum is the source of this 4572-nucleotide messenger RNA. The record is from the annotation of a GenBank genome assembly. NCBI's taxonomy places the organism in Eukaryota, Dinophyceae, Suessiales, Symbiodiniaceae.
AUGGCCAGCGGCUUGCAGACGCAGCAAGCCUUCCGCAAGGUGGAGCUUUUGGGCUGGCUGAUGCACCUGCGGUACCUCAGCGACAUCUGCAGCAACCCUUUGCUGCAGUCCAUGCUGCUCUCCAAUCUCAGUUCGCGGGUCAGGCCUGACAAAGUCACCAUUCGCAGCUUGGCGCGAGAUGUCUGCAUGGAGGUGAAAAUGAACCUUCCGCCUCUGCCGCGGCUACUCAGCGCCUUGAGGGCGGCCCACCUGGGCCAGGGCGAGCCUUUGGACCUGGCGCUUUGCUUCGUGGCGCUGGGGCGGGCGCUGAAGAUCCGCACGCGGCUGGUGCGGUGCCUGCAGGUGGCCAGGACCUCCGGGGUGGAGCUGGGCAAGAGAAGCCGAGGGAUCUGGGAGCAGCUCACCGCAGGCGGCGUCGGUGAGGAGAACGCGCUCUUCGCUGCGCUGGAGAUGGAGGCUACGGAGGGAGUGGACAGCACCAUCCUUGCUUACGCAGGCCUUCGCUCGGAGCCGAGAGACCAAGUGCUCUGCACCUGGGCGGAGUGCUUCGAGGAGUCCUCCAAUACGUGGAUCGCCGUGGACCCAGUUGGCCCCGUGGUGGCGGUGGCGCCGCUUGGCCUUUGGCUCCACCCGCAGACCCCCUGGAUCUGCGCGGGCGACGACGCCUUGCAGGCGGACUACUGCGAGCUAGCCGACGUGACUGAUCGCUAUCACAGGCCCGAAGACAUCCGGAAGACUCGGGCGCCUCACUGGGAGCAGCUGGCCCCCUGGUGGACCAGAGCAGUGCAGCAGCUUUCCGGCCACCUCGCCAGCCUCCAGAAGACGCCUGAAGCGGUUCAGGAUGUCCCGGUCCCGAUGUGCCAGGAUGUCGCCGUCCCAACGGGCCAGGCGAGGCUGAACCGGGCCCAGGUCAAGAAAGUCCAGAAGCGACAGGGCGCCACCAGCCUUCCCAGCCUCGAGCCCUUCAAAGAGCGCGCGAUGCAGCUGCAGGAGCACCUCCAAAGCCACGGGGUGCUCCCCUGGCACAAGGGCGCCACGCCCCAGGAGCGCCGACUUGGGCGGUGGGUGCAGAGCGUGAAGCACCUGCGCAAAGCAGGCAGGCUCAAGCCGGAGGACCAGCAGCGGCUCUCCACUUGGUGCCCCUUGUGGGCUGAGGUGGAGGCACCCCGGAAGCCGGAGGUGGCGGAGGUGGCCGAGCCCAGCGCGCCAUGCGCAGGGUCGCAGAUGGCCUGGGUGAAGGCCAGCCUGGCGCUGGCGCGGUGCCGCAGCUCCGAGCAGCGCCGCCAGACCCUGCGCAGGCUGCAGCUGGACUUUCAUCCAGACAAGAACAUGGAUCGGCCCGAGGUCCGGCCAAUGUUCGACUUCAUCCAGGACAUGUGGGAGAAGGAGUUUCGCCGUGGCGAGGCGACCUCGGCGGUCGAAUGCUCUGGGAAAAGCCGCGGAGAUGGGCACGAGGUCGACGCAAAGGCCAAUGCGUCGGCCUUGAGCAAUGCGAUGAGCAAGCCAUGUUUCCGUGCCGCUGCAGAGCUGCACAACCGCUGCGCGCAGCCAGAGUGCGCCGGCGUCGCGGUUUGGCCAUGGGGCGCUGCAGAGAAAUCGGAGUGCCAUGCGGGCAAUGGCUUCUGGAUGUGGGAGCCCACUUGUUGCGGCAAGGAGUUGGGACUCCGGGAGCUGCAGUGCGUAGAGGAGCCCAGGUGUGAGGCUGCGCCCAAAGAGGCCGGGCUGCUGGUGGCAGUGACCAUCCCCGUGGUCAUCGCAGGUGUGCUGCUUCUGCUUCGCUGCUGCUGCCGCCAGCGAGCGCCAGCUUUCGGCACUGACGUGCGCAGUCUGGAGGCAGGCACGGAGAUGAGCGUGGCAGAUCGGGUGGAGGCCUGGAACAAGCGGAGCAGCGAUCAGGCGCUAGGUGCUCCCCCUGCGCACUGGGGUGGAGGCGCCGCGCCCCUGCUGCGGCCAAAGCCCAAGCCGCAAGAGCCGCCGGAGGACACCUUGGCGCCGCUGCCCUCCAAGGCGCGGAAAUCCUCCUCCAGGGUGACGUUCCGUACACAGGACUCGGUGAUGGAGUUCUCCGAAUCCCAGGCCGCGAGCUCGCAGGGCGUGCCAAAGCCGGGGCCAAAGCCGGGGCCAAAGCCGGUCUCGGUCCCGGUCCAGGCGCAGCACCGGCCCUUGCCGGAGCCGAAGCCGAAGCCAGAAACGAAGGCCGCGCCGCCAAAGGCUCCGGUUCCGGCGCCUUCGCCUCCCCCGGUGAAGGUGCCCGAGCCGGUGAAGGAGCCAGCGCAGGCACAGGCGGGCUGGACAGGGAACGAAAAGGAGGUUUCAGCCUCCAGGCUUCUGUUCCAGCACCGGCACCGGAGUUCGGAUCCGGAGCCGCUGGCUCUCGCGACGCUUGGGCCAAGGCCCCCAGAUGUUCAGACAAGGUACACGGUGAAUACCUUCGGGGCGAUAUGGUUCUCCGUGGGCAUGAACACCUUGACCCUCCUGGUGGCCAUCUGCCUGUUGAGCCUGGCCUUGCGCAGCGUCCGUUUCCGGCGGCAGCUGGCGCCCAGGUUGCCCCAGGAACAAGCAGACGCUUUGCCCUUUCCCUUCGGCUGGAUGCAGCUAGCUGCGUCCCAUCGGAGCCUGCGAGAUGAGAUAGGCUUGGACGCGCUGGUGGUGGUCCGAUUUCUGGACCUCGGCUUCAAGUUCAGCCUCUUCGGAAGCCUCCUGUGCAUCGUGCUGUUGCCGAUGUACUCUUGGACGCAAAGAGAGGAGACCUUGAACAAGUUCACCCGCUUCAGCCUCUCCAACAUCGAUGGCCACCAUCCAGGGGAUCACAUCAAGUUCCAGAUCGUGGUGGUUUGCGCCUAUUUCCUCAACGCCGCCUUCGUGCAUCUGAUGAUCUCGGAGUGGCAGAGCUUCAUGAACCUCCGGCGCAAGCAGUUCAGGCAAACAGUACUCGGCUCCCAUGGGCCUGGCGCCGCCCAAGCCAUUCGCUCCAUCCUGGUAGAGAAUGUGCCGCGGGAGCUGCGUUCUGCCGAGAUACUGCACCGCUACUUCGCUCGUUUGUUCGGAGAAGGUGCCUUGCACUCCACGGUGGUCCAAAGUGACACCCGAGCGCUGCACCGCAUCGAGGGCUGUUGCCGCUGCUGUUGCUGGAAAGCAUCUGAAAGGCUUUCGGAGAUGCGCGAAAGGAUCCGGCCGGACGUCGCCCGAGGCAUUCAGCUUCAGGAGAUGUCGCAGAGUGGGCGCAACCGGCGCACCACGGUGGUGGAGGAGUCCUCGCUGCUGGCGGGCCUGGACCUGCCGGUGGUGGCCAGGGAGUUCUCCAGGAAGUUCCAAACCUACACCAUCACGUUGGCCAGCACGGUGUCGAAGGCCCUACCUGCCACAGAGCUUGUCCGCAGCUCCAGAAGUUGCUCCUCCACGGCCUUUGUGACUUUCAACACCGUCCAGAUGCGCGUCAUGGCGGAGCAGGUGCUGCUCUCACACCGCUCAGACUGGAGACUUCGCUCGGCUCCUGAGAGUCGGGACAUUGUUUGGUCCAACGCCUCCACUCCCUGGAAGCUCACGUAUCCCAGAUCCAUCGUCUCACAGUGCCUUUGCUUUGUGGGCGUGCUCUUCUGGUCGGUCCCGGUGAGCACCAUCCAGCUGUGGUCGAACGUGGAGUCUUUGGAGAAACUGUUUCCCCGGCUCUUCCACAUCAGCCUGAGCCCUUGCAAGCUUUGCAGCACCUUCGUGGUGAAGUACUUGCCAGUGGUGACCCUGAUCCUUCUCCUCAGCCUCUUGCCUUACGUCUUCGAAGCCAUGACGAAGAAGUACGAGCGCUACAAGGUCAAGUCCGACAUCCACAGGAUUGUGUUGACCCGCUACUUUGGAUACCUCCUAUGCACCCUCUAUGUGGCCGUCGUUGCCGGCUCGGUGUGGGAUACUUUGGAGACCAUCCUGCGGGAGCCCCCCCGGGCGCUGCAAGAGGUCCGCGAGGCGGUGCCCAGCGUCGCGGUGUACUUCAUUACCUUCGUUCUCGCGCGCGUGGGGAUCACGAUUCCCAUCCUCCUGUUCUAUCCGUGUCUGUUCCAGGAGACCAGCUGCUACUUCGCCACCGAGGCCUCCGAUGCGGCGCUCAUCCUGGUGCUGGGCCUCACGUACUCGGCCAUCGCUCCCCUGAUUCUUCCUGCAUGCGCCGUCUACUUCUGCCUGGCGUCGGUGGUUUAUCGCUGGCUCUUCCUUUACACCUAUGAGCCGGAGUUUGACUGUGCUGGCAGCUUCUGGUAUGACCUCUUCGACUGCUCGAUCUGCGGCUUGUUCUUCAGCAACAUCAUGCUUCUGGCUUUAGCGGGAGGCCAUACCCAGCUGAACUCCUACAGCUUUUACGCCACGGCGAUUCUGCCCAUCACCACGGUGGUCUUCAAGGCCUUCUGCGAGCGCCGCUUCGGGCGGCCCUCGCGCUUCGUGGCGCUGGAGGACGCCGUGGAGGCGGACCUCGCGGCCCAGGAGGCCGCGCAAAGUCACCUUGACUUGCACUACUACGUAGAUCCUGUGCUCAGCAGCAGGAGCAACAGUAGCAGUAGCUCGCUUGGGCGCAGGAAUGCUCGGUGA